AACAACGCAGCAGCAGCGGCUUCUUCCUUCCUUUACUUGUCUGAAAGGCGAUCAACGACAGAGCUACAGCCUGAGGCUCAAGAUUGCGCGGCCGAUGUCCGCCAACCUAGCGUUGCAGCUGUGGGGUCUUUAAAAAAAAUCUUUCUGCUUCAUGCCGACCGUCUAUAAAGAGCUGAACAGGAAUGGAGAGGUGGAUUUAUUCUCUUUUCUGGGAAUACCAUUCUUCCUUCAACGCGCAAAGCCACUACUACAAGUAGUAUAUGAAGAAAAACGAGCGGCACAGUCGAUAGCAGCCCAGGGCCCCUGACACAUCACGUUCAGGCUAGUCCAUUUUCUCCAAAGAUUAUUGUCGCCGGUCUACGGCUAGCUUCACCUAUCAUCCGACUCCUCAGAUGCUCUUGGUCGCGGCCCCAUACUGGUUACGAGACGGAAAGUAAUUAGUUCUCGAAACCCGGCAUUUGCCUCCACUCGGUGCAACUGCAAGUGAUAGUCGGACGUCCAUGCACAGCACAGCGGAAUGUUGCUGGAGGCGUCAAAGGCACUAGUCGGUCGGGAGGACAUCCUCAAGCGUCUUCACGGCAACUUCUUCCUUCCGGCGUCGCAGGGCAAGCUGCGACCCGGAGAGAGCCGCAAGACGGUCGGCUAUGGAGGCCAUCGUCGACGAUGUGUGCCAAUAACCGCCGUUACGCAGGUUCUCUGCGGCCUCAGUGGCAUUGGCAAAUCCUCAAUCGUACAGGAAUACGUACACCGGCACCUGCAGAGCAGCGCACAUCGAAAGAUCGCCGCUCACCACUAUCAGCCUACUGGCGAGAGCAAGCCGCGUAGCGAGCCGCGCAGGCACAAUCGCCGUCGGUCGGCCUCGCACUGCUACACGGGUGGCGUGGUGCAGCUGAAUCUGGCCAGUCCGCAAGCACUCAGCUCCAGUAUACAGCAUGCCACGGUCACGACAUCAUCGGGGAGUUCCGCAUCCUGCUGUGACAGGCUCGGCUGGUGCGGAGAACGGGACAUGAUUGACUGGUGUCGCCGAUCGAAGAACUGGCUGCUGAUCCUGGAGAAUGUUGAUGGCGCAUCUAUGCUUAUGGAAGCUGGCAGCGCUGUUUGGGAACAUCUCCUGCCAGCAGUUGCAGACAGAGGCCACUGCCUCAUUGUAACACAGUCCAGCAUCCUGCCGUGCUGGCUGCAACCUCAUGUAGCGUGCAAGAUAGAUGUCCCGCCAUUGUCCGCCGAGAUAGCGCUGUCUCUCUUCCGAACAGUGCUCGGCCAAGCAACUGAUUCGCGUUGCACCGGAGUCAUCACGCAAGACCAGACUAGCGUCUGCCGCAGUUCAGCAUCCACAGUGAAGUCGCGGCUCGGAAGAAUGGCGCCUGCCGUGGAGGCAGAAGUAAGAAGGCUGGUGUCUAGCGAGGGCAACCUAUCCGGUGUCCCAGCAGCUAUUGAAAUGGCAGCGGCGUAUUUUGUGCAGCACUCCUUUGACAAUGCUGACCAGGAAAAUCCUGGCCUGGAAGCGGUUUCUGCUUUGUCGCAUGCACUACAAAGUGACCGGUCAAAGUUUGAUGAACUGAAACACGUGGACAAAGUCCACCAUGGCUCAGGCGUUCAAGUACCGGCCACGCAAACAGCACCGGGACAAGAAGGACAUGCUGCCAUGCGGGGGCUUCUACAGGCUGCACUGUGCCACCUAUCAAGUGCAGCACGGCAGCUGUGCCUUCUCCUGGCCUUCCUGAGUCCUGACCACAUCGGCCUGGACAUGUUUGUUCUGGGCAAGGAGGCACUGCCUUCGGAGCUUCGCAGCGUGGUGGAUGACCGUGGUGAGCAUGGUCUGCUGGACCUGCUGUGUGAGCUCCGACUAUACACAUUAGUACAACUAUGUACAGCUAGAUACCCCAGACUUGGCAACGUUAGCAGCCCCAGCAGCAGAGCACUGUACCGUUCUCAUGCGACUUCACAAACUAGGUACAGUGCAGUGAGCAUCCAUCGACUCGUUCAGAGUGCAAUACGAUCACACGUCGUGGGGCUGUGUAAUGCCACUACCGACCUGGAGUCUGGCCCGCCGCACCGGACUCCAGAGUACCAGUGGGUGGUGAGCUGCACGCUGAACAUGCUGUGCUUGAGUGCAAAUCGCCACACUCGCCUGCACAACGAGGUCUAUCUCCUGCCGCACAUGCUGUCGUUCUAUGAGCACGUCUACCGGUAUGUGCCAGGUAACCAACGGGCUGACGGCAUGCAGAAAGCAACUGCCGGGGACACCACACCAAAGCCCCGACCUUUCCCGGACAGUCACUCGCCGGUGCAAGCGGUUUCUGGCGGUGCUGAGAGCAAGUCUGAUCGAGGGGCCGAACAGCUCCAGUGGUGUUUCUUCCUGGAAGAGAUCUAUCAACUAAGCCGCAUCAAACAUUGCUUACUUGUGCCGCCAGAUGGCUACAGUAUCGGGCAAGAAGCUGGUCUCCUCCUGGCGCGCAGUGGCUUGCUGCAAGGCCUGGUUUCGGUGCCUGUCGACGAAGAGUUCCUUCUCAAAUUGGCGCAUGAGCAACAGACGGAAGACUGGAGGUCAUGUAUCGCCUCCAAACUCCAGCUCAUCACUCGAGUCCUGGAGCAAUGCCCACGCCAGCAUCUACGACUUGUCCUCCAAGCAGCGCUACAUAGCAUGCCCUGGCUCGGUGCGACGGGCCAUGGGCCGGAUGGCGACCAACCGUGGACGGGUGUAGCCGUGGAGAGGUGGAUGAAUGUAAGCGGGAUGGUGAACAGUAUCCAGCAGCCAGCUGGCGAGGGCCAGAAAGGAAUGGAAAGUGCGUUUCUUGCACUUGUGUUUGCUGUCUACACCAUAAACAGACAACUGUACGAGAUUGUCGUAGCGUUUGCUUUCGGGGCUAGUCCCUCCCCGGCGUGUGCGGAAGUUGUCGUCCUGACUGCAGCCAAGAUGCCUGCGCAUAUACACAACGCGCUAGGUAUGCACAACUCGCUUCCAACACCCCGGCGAAAGGCAUUCGACUCGCCGGCGAGCGACCAAGAUAGCGCCUUGCCACGGAGCAGCAGCAAGGUCGGCUUCUGGCUUGUUUCUGCCAUCGAGGCCGUUGUUCGCCAACUGCUGCUCGCCAGGUACAACGCCUUUUUCCAUUCUCCCCUGUCAUCACCGGUAGUAGUUAGCGUUCCGGUUGUCAUUGCAGCGUUCGUGUGCUUCAUGCUGCUCUGCUGCCAGCAGGACGCCGCUGGCGAUUCGCGAACUGCAAUGGCCAAACGUCAGAUGUCUGAGCGCCUUCGCACUAUACUGCAGAGUUUCGAGGAUGAGGUGUUCCACUACCAUGGCGCCAGGAUAGUCGGCAUGCUGUAUUCGCUGGCAGCGAACGAAUCGCCCGCCGAAGUCCUCGGCCGAGGCUUGCGACAGAUUGACCGACUGGAUUGACCCAUCAUUGAGUGGUUCCACACCUCUGUCAUGCACAUUACCAAAAUUUAAUUCAAAGUGGUGUGAACAGUGAUCGUGGCAUGUGGGCAGCGGAGACAGCAUGGCCGGAAUCAUGUCACUGUAGCUCUGAUAGAUGCAGGAGUCGAGUGGAGCUGGAACCAACACGGCUGUCCUGUACGGUCAUGUGAUAGAUGUGCAUCAGCUGCAUAGGCAUGGCGCAGAGUCCCCGUGUUUGCAGUAUGGGCCGCCUUGCGGGAUCAGUCUCCUGCUGGCUGGCCCACGAGCAUGCAGCUUGCGUGGUGGUACAACACGGAUAUCAGUUCUGUCACGCAUGGGCGGUUGUGAGCGCGAAGCGCAACAUACCGUACUUGCGCGAUUUGAGCCCUCUCUUGAAUAAUGCCCCGGUCUCUGAAAGCCAGUGAAAAAUAAAGCCCUCUCUUGAAUAGUGCCCCCCC
Sycon ciliatum is the source of this 3855-nucleotide messenger RNA. RefSeq lists its product as uncharacterized. The transcript has 3 exons. The coding region runs from base 518 to 3400 and encodes 960 amino acids. The record is from RefSeq and is a predicted model, not a curated record. NCBI's taxonomy places the organism in Eukaryota, Metazoa, Porifera, Calcarea, Leucosolenida, Sycettidae.